UAUCGCUUUCUUUAUACAGCAACGUCGGAACCAGCAUGUUACAGUGUGUCCCAUUACAUUUACUUUUCUUUUCGUGUUAUUACAGAUUUAACUGAUUAAUCAGGGGAACUAAAGCUGUAAUGAUGGGAGGCUACCUUGUGCUCACUUUGAUUGUUUUUCUUGUUGAUGGUCUGGUUGCUGACACAUCUGGAUUGAACUUGCUGUCAGUGAUGGAGGGACACAAUGUGACUCUAAGCACAGGAGUUACCAAACAACAACGUGACAAGAUGCUGUGGUAUUUCAACAAUACUCUGAUAGCUCUGAUCAAUGGAGAUCCCAGUAAGAGUUGUCUGUAUUAUGGUGAAGGAGGGAUAUUCAGAGACAGACUGAAGGUGGACUAUGAGACUGGAUCUCUGAUCAUCACAGAUAUCACAUCUCAACACGCUGGACGUUAUGAAGCAAAUUUCAUCCAAAGCAAGAGCACGGGAACCAGCCAAAGCUUGAAUCGAAACAGCAAGUGUGACGGCACAAAAAUCACCAGAAAAAUGAGCAACAUCGGCGAAAACAUAAAAACUUUAAGUGUGUCUGUCACUGCCUUUCUCUCUAGAACUGACAAACCCAACGUAGUAUCAUACAAUCGGGACAAGGAACAAGAGCAUGAGAGCAGUCUGUCUUUAGGUCUUAUAGCUGGAAUAUGUGUUGGUGUGUUUCUGCUAGCUACAGCUGCUGUUCUUGGUGUGAUUUGCUAUCAUUGCAGGAGAUCUAGCAAGGAAAAUGUUGAGAAAAACAAGUCUGAGCAGCUGCUGAAAGUCCCAUUGUGAGAACGACAAAGGUCGAGCGAUUUGACAACAUUGUAACAAGAACUGGGCCCCCUCAGACUCAAAUAUAAGGAGAGCAAUUUAGUGUGGAAGAACAGUGAACCAAAUCUUGUAAAAUGGUUAUUAAAAGUACAAAUGAAUAUUUACUAUUUACUAUUAAAUUUGAAUGUUCCUGGAGUGGCUGUUUGAGUGUUUCUGCAACCACGAGGUGGAGGCAGUCGCUGUAAUACCUACCGAAAUGGAAAUGUUUUUUUUUAUUUGUUCUUGUAUCUAUUUACAAAUAAUCUGACUGUAACACUGUCCUAUAAUUUUCAUAACAUAUGGUGUUUUGUAAAAUGAUCUUUCACAUACAAACACACAACUCUAAAUAUGACUGCUAAAAUCAUGCAGAGAUGCAUAACAUAAAUUAUUAAUUAACUUAAUUUCUGUACAUUUCUUUUAUAGAACGUUGUUUCAGCGAAAGUGAUCCCUUCUGUAUAAGUCUCAGCUGUUUAAACCAACAUGACAGAAGAAUUAAAAUACUAAAACUC
This is a messenger RNA of Carassius gibelio (silver crucian carp), 1327 nucleotides long. RefSeq lists its product as uncharacterized. The record is from RefSeq and is a predicted model, not a curated record. The transcript is spliced from 6 exons. NCBI's taxonomy places the organism in Eukaryota, Metazoa, Chordata, Actinopteri, Cypriniformes, Cyprinidae. Bases 120 to 800 code for a protein of 226 amino acids.